This is a messenger RNA of Prorocentrum cordatum, 3270 nucleotides long. Lineage: Eukaryota; Dinophyceae; Prorocentrales; Prorocentraceae. The record is from the annotation of a GenBank genome assembly.
GCCGAAGCGCGAAGCGCGAAGCGCGAAUAACUUCGCGCCCUCGAGGGCGCCCUUGGAACAGAAGCAGGAAGACCAAGAGCUGGACAUGGAGGAGAGUGGCAGAUAUAGCGGAAGACAGAAGAGGGGACUGGAGAAGGGGGAGGAAGCCGAGCAGCAUCAGGCAUGAGUUUUGACUGCAUGGAUGCCAACCUGCCCCAUCGGCACUCGCCAAGGCCCUCGCUGGAAUCAGCGCCACAAACCACGAUGCGGCCACAGUCUCCAUGCUGUACUGAAGACGUGGCAUCAAAGUCUAAAAGGAGCCGGGCUGGGAGGGGCGUCCUUGAAAUGGUCGAAAUAGCUAUGCUGGAGGAUGAUGACGGCGGCAAGUCGAAUCCACCGCCGAACACUGUUCAUCGCAGGGGCGAGUCAGUCUACGGCUCCCAGUCACCCAACGAAGAUCCUGUCAAGCCGUCCUGGUCGUGCCAAUGAUUGCCAUCAUCAACAGCCGUCCAUUCGCGAUCUCGGCAUUCAGCUUGCGGAACUUGAGCUCCCGUUCCCGAACGCGCGCAGUGGGGAUCCAGUGUAGAGCGCCCAGUCGCCCCACGCGGAGCCGGUCAAGCCGUCCUGGAAAAACAUUCCGAUGAUAGCCAUCAUGGCAAGGCGACCGUUGGCGAUCUCUGCCGCCAACUUCUUCUGCUUCUCCCCGGCAUCACUGGACGUCAGCACCUUGAAGCCGAAGUCGCCAGCGGCGGCAGCGGUGCCAGCGGACUGGUCCUGCGACAGCUCGCAGAACGCGCCGUACGCCACGAUCUGCGCCCAGCCCGCAGCGGGAACCUUGGAGAUCGCCCCGAGCCCGUUCGGGAUGUCCGCGAACUUCAGGCCAGCCGAAGGCGACAAGUAGCCGGGCAGCUUGCCGGUGAUCUCGGGCGUGAUGUAACCCAUCGUUGCCAGCAUGCUCACGCGGCCGUGCUUGAGCUCUGUCUGGCGUCUCCUGGCGAAAUUCGCCGUGCUACCAUCCGCAGUGAACCCGGCAGGGUCCCAAAAGCCCACGGGGUCCUGCACGCCCAGCUCGCUCUCGAACGCGCGCAGCGGGGAUCCAGUGUAAAGCGCCCAGUCGCCCCACGCGGAGCCGGUCAAGCCGUCCUGGAAAAACAUUCCGAUGAUAGCCAUCAUGGCAAGGCGACCGUUGGCGAUCUCUGCCGCCAACUUCUUCUGCUUCUCCCCGGCAUCACUGGACGUCAGCACCUUGAAGCCGAAGUCGCCUGCGGCGGCCGCGGUGCCAGCGGACUGGUCCUGCGACAGCUCGCAGAACGCGCCGUACGCCACGAUCUGCGCCCAGCCCGCAGCGGGAACCUUGGAGAUCGCCCCGAGCCCGUUCGGGAUGUCCGCGAACUUCAGGCCAGCCGAAGGCGACAAGUAGCCGGGCAGCUUGCCGGUGAUCUCGGGCGUGAUGUAACCCAUCGUUGCCAGCAUGCUCACGCGGCCGUGCUUGAGCUCUGUCUGGCGUCUCCUGGCGAAAUUCGCCGUGCUACCAUCCGCAGUGAACCCGGCAGGGUCCCAAAAGCCCACGGGGUCCUGCACGCCCAGCUCGCUCUCGAACGCGCGCAGCGGGGAUCCAGUGUAGAGCGCCCAGUCGCCCCACGCGGAGCCGGUCAAGCCGUCCUGGAAAAACAUUCCGAUGAUAGCCAUCAUGGCAAGGCGACCGUUGGCGAUCUCUGCCGCCAACUUCUUCUGCUUCUCCCCGGCAUCACUGGACGUCAGCACCUUGAAGCCGAAGUCGCCUGCGGCGGCAGCGGUGCCAGCGGACUGGUCCUGGGACAGCUCGCAGAACGCGCCGUACGCCACGAUCUGCGCCCAGCCCGCCGCGGGAACCUUGGAGAUCGCCCCGAGCCCGUUCGGGAUGUCCGCGAACUUCAGGCCAGCCGAAGGCGACAAGUAGCCGGGCAGCUUGCCGGUGAUCUCGGGCGUGAUGUAACCCAUCGUCGCCAGCAUGCUCACGCGGCCGUGCUUGAGCUCUGUCUGGCGCCUCCUGGCGAAAUUCGCCGUGCUACCAUCCGCUGUGAACCCGGCAGGGUCCCAAAAGCCCACGGGGUCCUGCACGCCCAGCUCGCUCUCGAACGCGCGCAGCGGGGAUCCAGUGUAGAGCGCCCAGUCGCCCCACGCGGAGCCGGUCAAGCCGUCCUGGAAAAACAUUCCGAUGAUAGCCAUCAUGGCAAGGCGACCGUUGGCGAUCUCUGCCGCCAACUUCUUCUGCUUCUCCCCGGCAUCACUGGACGUCAGCACCUUGAAGCCGAAGUCGCCUGCGGCGGCAGCGGUGCCAGCGGACUGGUCCUGGGACAGCUCGCAGAACGCGCCGUACGCCACGAUCUGCGCCCAGCCCGCCGCGGGAACCUUGGAGAUCGCCCCGAGCCCGUUCGGGAUGUCCGCGAACUUCAGGCCAGCCGAAGGCGACAAGUAGCCGGGCAGCUUGCCGGUGAUCUCGGGCGUGAUGUAACCCAUCGUCGCCAGCAUGCUCACGCGGCCGUGCUUGAGCUCUGUCUGGCGCCUCCUGGCGAAAUUCGCCGUGCUACCAUCCGCUGUGAACCCGGCAGGGUCCCAAAAGCCCACGGGGUCCUGCACGCCCAGCUCGCUCUCGAACGCGCGCAGCGGGGAUCCAGUGUAGAGCGCCCAGUCGCCCCACGCGGAGCCGGUCAAGCCGUCCUGGAAAAACAUUCCGAUGAUAGCCAUCAUGGCAAGGCGACCGUUGGCGAUCUCUGCCGCCAACUUCUUCUGCUUCUCCCCGGCAUCACUGGACGUCAGCACCUUGAAGCCGAAGUCGCCUGCGGCGGCAGCGGUGCCAGCGGACUGGUCCUGGGACAGCUCGCAGAACGCGCCGUACGCCACGAUCUGCGCCCAGCCCGCCGCGGGAACCUUGGAGAUCUCGCCCCACGCGGAGCCGGUCAAGCCGUCCUGGAAAAACAUUCCGAUGAUAGCCAUCAUGGCAAGGCGACCGUUGGCGAUCUCUGCCGCCAACUUCUUCUGCUUCUCCCCGGCAUCACUGGACGUCAGCACCUUGAAGCCGAAGUCGCCUGCGGCGGCAGCGGUGCCAGCGGACUGGUCCUGGGACAGCUCGCAGAACGCGCCGUACGCCACGAUCUGCGCCCAGCCCGCCGCGGGAACCUUGGAGAUCUCGCCCCACGCGGAGCCGGUCAAGCCGUCCUGGAAAAACAUUCCGAUGAUAGCCAUCAUGGCAAGGCGACCGUUGGCGAUCUCUGCCGCCAACUUCUUCUGCUUCUCCCCGGCAUCACUGGA